Molecule: messenger RNA, 2294 nt
Organism: Puccinia graminis f. sp. tritici CRL 75-36-700-3
Lineage: Eukaryota; Fungi; Basidiomycota; Pucciniomycetes; Pucciniales; Pucciniaceae
Exons: 12
Coding region: 619-2106 (495 amino acids)
Source: RefSeq, a predicted model, not a curated record
CUUGUAGAUUGCUUGGGCUGAGCGGAUGACUGCCGAUCUCUUCUGCCUCUUUUGAAUCUCCGUCCACUAUAAAUCCGGUGUGAAUGUGUGUACUACCCCUCUCUCGAUCCAUGAAAGACUCCAGACUCUUUUUAAGGAGACAGCUCUAGCACGAGAUUAUACACUUCUGCAAUAGUAUAGACAAACACAAAAAAACAUUGCUUCUUCCUUGUUAUCCACUCGCUCCAAAGGAAAAGUACGCGGAGACGACUUUGGUACAAAUCCUACCCGCAGCUCUCGUAUCAGCCCCUUCCUAGCACCGACGGCAUCCCUUGCUUAACAGUUUGGCGGAAUCCACCCUUUGAUCACCUAAGAAGACUUUGCCAGCUGAAACAUUUCUCUUACAAUUCACGAUUGGAGAGAAAAAGCCAGCUUGAAGAUCCUGAAGAUACUGGAAUAAACUGGCAGUGACUCUCGAAGAUUUUUUUCCCUAUCAUUUCUUGACUCGCCAGAGGGAGAUAACGCAGCCCGACAUCAGUCCCCCCACACACAUUAUUGUAGUAAUCGACGGCCAAUACAUACAGAGUCCGUGGUCAACGAGAGAAAGAGUUGAGGCAAGACUUACAGUAGAAUAUCAUCAUGACCCAAGCCAACACCGAUACCACCGUCCAUUCGCCCAUACCUCAACCAAAUCUUACUACCUCGGGACAAGAAGAUCAGGCCAUCCAUCAUGAAGAACUCACUCUCGCUAUCCCUCACACUCCCUUCCUUCCUCUCGCUCUCUUACGUCGUCCGUUUAUCCAGGUCGUCAUUAUCUCAUUGGUCUGCUUCUGUUGUCCAGGAAUGUUCAAUGCGCUAAGUGGUCUUGGAGGCGGAGGUCAAAUAAAUCCAACCGCUGCAGAUAAUGCCAAUGUAGCACUAUAUUCGACCUUUGCAACUACUGCUUUUUUGUCUGGUAGUAUCGUCAACAAACUUGGACCGAGACUUUCAUUAUCAAUAGGAUCAGUCGGGUAUACAUUAUUUAUAGGCUCUUAUCUUUCGUAUAACAUCAACCAAAACAGUGGAUUUGUGAUAGCAGCAGGAGCUCUACUGGGUGUUUGUGCUGGAUUGUUAUGGACCGCUCAAGGGUCGCUGAUGCUGGCAUAUGCUACGGAGGCAACAAAAGGAAGAUACAUUGCCUCCUUCUGGAUCAUCUUCAAUCUAGGUGCAGUACUGGGUGAAGCGGUGGCCCUAGGUAAGAAUUACAACGAUACAACAGAUAGUUCGGUCUCCAAUGGGGUUUAUAUCGGCUUCUUGAUCAUCACUCUCAUCGGCACUUUCCUCACCUUCACCCUCGCCCCUCCUUCUUCCAUCACUCGUACCGACGGCUCUCUCGUCACAAUCGAACGCAAUCCUAGCUGGAAACAUGAACUCCGGAAUAUGCUUAGAACUUUGACUCAAGACCCCACAAUCCUCCUUCUCUUUCCAUUCUUCUGGGCUAGUAACUGGUUCUAUACCUAUCAAUUCAACGAUUAUAAUCUAGCGCUCUUCAACCUACGAACGCGAUCGUUAAAUGCUCUACUAUACUGGUUAUCACAGAUAUUCGGCUCAGGCCUAUUUGGCCUGUUACUAGAUUUUCAGAAGGUGUUCAAUCGUCAACAGCGGGCAUGUCUAGGCUGGAUCAUCCUAACAACGGUUAUCUUUCUCGUCUGGGGUUUUGGUUGGACUGUUCAGAAGGAUUAUGAGCGUGGAUCGGUGGAUAUUAAGAUGGAUUGGAACGAUUCCGGGUACUUGGGUAGGGUCUGGAUCUAUAUCUUUUACGGUAUCACCGAUUCAAUGUGGCAAACAUACGCAUACUGGAUUAUGGGUAUGUUAGCCGAUGAUCCCAGAGACUUAGCUCCACUUGUGGGAUUUUAUAAAGGGAUCCAAUCGGCGGGUGCCGCAGUGAUCUUUAGAAUCGACUCCAACCAAGCCUCAUAUCAUGCAAUCUUUAUUUCUUCUUGGAGCAUACUGGCUUUGGGCUUGUUUUGUCUGAUUCCUUUACUACUAUUUCGAAUCAAAAACGAUGAAAUGCUUCCGCCUAAACAUCAACUACCCCAAAAGCAUCAACCCUCUACAACUUUUAAGUUGGAAAAACAAUCUGUUUGAUUGCUUUUUUUCCUUCAUUGUUUUCUUGUGAAAGACUUCUCCUUUCCAGGCAUCAUACUUCUUUUUCCCUUUUAAUUUCUGACAAUCUUUUUUUGUAAGAAGGAUUUCCUAUAUUUUUAUUUUUUGUUCUUCUUGGGCUCUUGUAUGUAGGUAAAACUUUCCUCUCUUUCUUCAAAUUAUCGUUUUAA